Molecule: messenger RNA, 4879 nt
Organism: Ailuropoda melanoleuca (giant panda)
Lineage: Eukaryota; Metazoa; Chordata; Mammalia; Carnivora; Ursidae
Gene: C3H5orf24
Product: chromosome 3 C5orf24 homolog
Exons: 2
Coding region: 367-933 (188 amino acids)
Source: RefSeq, a predicted model, not a curated record
UGGUUCCGGCGACUACCCUCCCCAGGCUUGCGUGCUGGUUGUCGGCGGGAGAUUGGGUCUCGCGAUGUGCGUGUGCGUGUGCGUGCGCGGUCCUUGCGAGCUCGCGCACGCCUCCCCUCGCAGUACUGGGCUGUGGCGGCCUCUUCCUCUUGCGUUUGGGGCAGGACCCUGAGCGGCUGCCGCGGCGAGAGCUGAGAGUCAGCAUCCACUUCGCCGCCACCGCCCUCGCUGCCUGCCUCUCUGACUUGGGCUCUUCGCGCGGUGCCGAGGCGACGAGCUGGGAGGGGAGCGGCGCCGGCGUGAGGUUCCCAGCUGAUGGGCAGCCCCUGGGCGCGCUGAGGGGCCGGGCUACCAGCGGCUGAGAAAAUGAUGCAUCCUGUUGCCAGCAGUAAUCCGGCUUUCUGUGGGCCUGGCAAGCCUUCCUGCCUCAAUGAAGAUGCCAUGAGAGCUGCUGAUCAGUUUGACCUAUAUUCCUCCCAGCAGAGCAAAUAUAGCCACACAGUCAGCCACAAACCAAUGGCUUGUCAGAGGCAAGACCCAUUAAAUGAAACACACUUGCAGACUACAAGUAGCAGAAGUCUAGAGAUAAAAGACGAACUAAAGAAAAAGAAAAAUCUCAACCGAUCCGGUAAACGUGGCCGACCUUCAGGAACCACCAAAUCCGCAGGAUACCGUACCAGCACAGGCCGACCCCUGGGAACCACCAAAGCAGCUGGAUUUAAGACAAGUCCAGGCAGACCUUUGGGUACAACUAAAGCUGCGGGAUACAAAGUCAGUCCAGGGAGACCUCCAGGUAGCAUUAAAGCUCUAUCCCGUCUCGCCGAUCUUGGUUAUGGCUGUGGCACCGCUGCUUUUCCUUACCCUAUGAUGCAUGGCAGAGCAGUUCAUGGGGUAGAGGAAACCAGCAGCGAAGUCAAGCCACCCAAUGAGUGAAUGAGGCAGGAAGGGAGGGCCAGGUUUAGAAGGCAUAUUGUGAAUAAUCCCAAAGCUUCUUAGUUUUAUUUUGACAUACAUGAUUUUAUGGCCUGGGCUUUCCAAAUUUGUUUUCCUGUUUGAUUUGUUUUCCUGCUUUUGCUCAGAAACUGCCAUAUGCUGACAGAUGCACUCAGGGCAUGAACAGUGGCAUUGUAUUUGUAUACAGGUUCAAGUGUAAUACCUAACUAAAUCAUUUUUGCUUUUCUUUUAGAGUUCUGGUUGUGUCUCAUAUUUCAUUACUCCUUUUGGGCCAUUCUAAAUAGAUGCUUUAUGUGCUAAACAACUGAAACCAUUAUACCUAUUAGUUUGUGAAGUAAGCCUACAAUAUAGUAAAGAUAAUAAUAUCCAAGGUAUUUUUAACUGAUGGAAUAAAGUAAACUAAUGAUUCAGGAUUACUUGAGGUAAUGGCUGUGAGUUUUUGUAACAUUAAUUGUCAUGAGACAGGACACAUAUUUGUACGCUUUGGCAUUUACAUAGACUUCAGAUGUUAAAAAUCUUUUAAUGUUCUAAGUUUAAGCAGCAGAAGCUUAUUUAUUUUAUUUUAUUGAUUUACAUGGUAUUAAUUGAUUUAACCAUUAUUCCUAAAAGAAUUCUUUAGUGUUUGCCUUUCAACAAUGAUACGUUGUGUAUUUUUUAAUUGCCUAAGAGCAUAUAUACCAAACACUACAAACAAUUUUUAUUUACAGAAAAAUUAAACUUUUUACUAAAAACUGCACAUUACAUUUCUGGUGAAAUAUGCAUUCUGGGAAUAGCAUAUUUAAUAUAAUAGAAAAAGAAACAUUCUUAGGGUCUGCAUGUAGCUGUAGUCACUACAUUUUGCCUUUCAUAUAUUUAGUUUUAAAGCAUUAUACUUAAAAAACAUUUAUUAAUGUUGUUCAUUUAUUCAAAAUUUUAUUAGUUUUUUUCCUAAGAAAUUGUCCCAUUGCAUUAGCACUUACUGUGGUUUCAGGUUUUAUAUCUACCAAAGGACACAAAUUGAAUGGUAGAAUUUAAAACUGGUAUAAACAAAAUGCGAUUGUCUGUCAGAACCCAAAUAUUAAGAAAUAUAGGAAUCCAUCUAUGCAUGAAUCAUGUAAAAAUAUGUUGAUUAGUUUAAUUAAAAAUGUAACUGUGGCUCCAGUGAGACCACUUCAUCCAAAAGAAAAUUUUUUCCAACAAUGUUUGCUUUAGAAGCAAGAUAGAAAGGAAAAAGUAUUGGGUAGAUGUGUAUGGUAGGGACAGAGAGAAAUCACUCUUCUCCCAUUUCUGAAAGUAAUAGUCUUUGUUAAAUACAUGUUAUUUAUUCUGAGUUUGUUCUAAAUAAACUAUUACAAACUUCGGAUUUGAAAAAAAAUUCCACUCAAAUUGAGGAAUUUUAAAUGCCUUUGAGAUUAUAGUGUAGAUUUGCGGGGCCCAAAAACUUUUAAAUAAUUAAAAUUUUAAAAGGGCGCACAUUGUAUUAAUUGGGCUUGCUCUCAGUUAAUGCAAACUCUCAUUGCAAAUGGAUGUCAUGUUUCAUACCUUUUCAUCAGGAAAAAAGCAGCAAGCCUUCAGGUGUUCCAGUGAUGCCUGACCCAAUGAGCUGGACUUAUGCUGCUCUUUAUACUAAGAGGUGUUGCAUUGUAUGUGGGGACUGUGUGUGCACUGGCAUCUAAGACAGUGACCUCAAAAAUUUUAGCUUUGCACAAACCAUAGAGAACAAUAUUGGAUGAUUAUAUAAUCAGUUGUAACAUUCUGGCAGCUAAAUUGCUAUAAGAGUUUCUCCUUACAGAAGCUUAAAAUAUAAAACUUUGAAUAAUUUACUCAGAACAGUAUAACUUCUGACACACACAAAUGCUUACAUCUUUACUCAUAUGUUUUAUCUGUCUUUUGAUAUGUUGUCUGUCAGUUAGCUGUUUCUUAAGGUCAUGUUCAGCAGUUGGCUACUUAGAAAUCCUCUUUUGAGUUCCCGAAAAUAGUUGUCUAAUUAAAUGUUCCUACCGUAGGGUAAUAUAUAUAUCACUGUCAAGGAUUUGGUUGCCUGUUCUUUUAUACUAUGUCCAUUUGACAAUUUCCUUUCAGUUUAUUUUCAUUCCUGAUUUUGUUGUACAUACCCUUCCCUUUCUUUCUUGCCUUUGCUUCAUUCAUUCAUUGCCCUGCCUCUUUCCCCAUCCUCCAGCACAUCUACUCAGUGGUGCUGUGCUGUGUGUCAGAAAAUAAAGCAGGUGUAUUAUUGUAUAAUGAAUUUUGUAUACAUGUUAAUGAAAUGGUGAAGUCAGCUAAAGGAAUUCUGUUCAUAACAGUGUUUAUUAAUAUCAGGAGCUAUGUCCCAGGAAAAAAAGGGGGCGAAUGGCUACAGUUGUGAAUGGUUAACAUUGUUUAGAGCUGAAUUUUCUGUUCAUGUAAGCAUUUACCUGGAGUAUUAGAUCUGUUUGGUGGUGAGCAUCUCCUGUUUCCACUUCCUUUUCUCCUUGUGAACGAACAGUUUAUUGGUGCCAUGCUGAAGAGAAAGACAUUUAAGUGAUAACAUGAAUGAAGUCUUAAAAUAUAAAAUAUUUUUACUUCUCUAUAAAGACCACAUCGUGCAUCUUUUGUAACACUGUCUCUUGUCAUGAAAAACACUGAAAUAGCAUGUUAAAUAAUUGCCUAUACUUUAAUAUAAUCAGUUGGGGAAAACUGGCCUUUUCCUCCAACUGUGUGAUUGUUCCUUGAAAGGUAAAUUGCUAAUUUUAUAUUGUAUAAUUCUGUUCUUCACAAAAUAGGUUUCACUAUCCUAUAUUAAAAUUGUUGGUCAGAAAAUGAUCUGCUAUUCAAGUAAGUUUGCUUUACUUUUUUUCUUUGAAAACUAUUUUAACUUGCCUUAUUUAUUAUCAUAUUAACAAAUAAGCAGCUAAUACAGAUGAAAUUUUCAUUUUUUGACAGCUAUAACCUUGCAUAACUAAUCUUUAGUAUGGGAUGAUUUUGAUACUAUCUUUGGAGUUUUGCACUGGAUAUUAAAAAAAAUACUGGCACAAUGUAUUGGAAGAAAAUAAAUAUCUGAUUAAUUUUUAAUAUUUGGGGACAUUUUUAAAAUCAGUGUUCAAUUAGACUAAAAUAUUCUUUAUAUUUUUUAUUUACUUUUUAAAGAAAACAUCUGUUAAAGUAAUAAAAGUAAUCUUCAUUCCAAACUGAUGUUUGUGUGAAUUUACAUGUAUAUUUUCAUGAUGUAAUAGAGUUUCUUUGAGUUAAGGAGGAAAAAACAAUUAUCUGGAUCCAUAUAUUAAGUUAAAGGUGAUCCAGCCAGUGUAAGAAAAACCCAGUGUAUGAGCUAAAGGAAAAAAAAGAACCUUCUCCUUUAUAUUCUAAGAAGCUUUAAAAAAUAAUUCAGGGGAUGUUGGCGAUACCUGCUGCUCUGUCGGUCAUUGUCUCUAUAUGCAGUAAAAUUUUAUGAUCCCUUUAUAAUAUAAAAGUUCACAACAGUUCAAAACGUUUUUUUUCCUUGGACAUAAAAUAUUUAGAUGCUAUUAUAUUUUUGUUUUUAUUAUGGCUUAAUUAUAUGCUAUUAAACUCUAGGAUGUAUCUAAAUCUUUCCUUUGCUUUUCUCUCCCUCUCCUCCAAAGUAGGUAAAUCUGUACUCUCACAUACAAUGUAUUUAAUUUUUGGAGAAUUUAAUGCUAUAGUAAUUCAAGUGUGUGAUUUAUAAUAAUCAGACCACUUUGAUUUUUUAAGCUUCACAGUUUCCUUUUUCCACAGAUAAUUACAGAGAAAAUAAUUACCAAUUAAUUGAUAUAAGCACGCUGUCCUCUGCUGUAAAAAGUCUGAAUAGAUACUGUGUAUGUUUUUAUGUCCAUGAACUUGAGCUACUCGUGUGCAAUUAUGUGUAUGGGAAUGGAGUAGUGUUCAUGAUUUGUAUCUACAUCAUCAUAUGGAUGUAUAUUUAUUAAUAAAGUCAUUACUUUAAAACCAA